AUGGUCACCUCCUUCCCCACCCAUAGAGUCCACCACACAGUCCGUUCGAUCAAGCUUGCUAAUUUCUACCGAUGCUUCCAUGAAUAUUUCGUGACGCACUUACCUUCUUCCUCCCUCCAUCCUGACUCUCGUGCCUCCUCAGGUCCUGGUCACCAAUUGCCACGGGCAGCGUCAAAACCGCACGAUUCCACAUCCGGCCCCUCGCCUGCCCCGCUAAGUGGCACACACAGAGACACCACGGUCGUUCGCAUUCCUCUUCGCAGCGCCAAGCACCACUUCGGGGCCUCUGUCUCGAGAGGUUCAAGACCCUACAAUGAGGAUGCAUACCAAGCUGGUGUAAUCAAUGUGCCAGCAUUCGCCAACAAACCUCCGGCAACCUUGACCCGAGCCCCGCCGAAUAGCCCAUUACAGGCAUAUCGAGAGCAGCAGAGGAAGCAGCAAGAGGAAGCCACUGGCACCAAAGACGGUGGCGAGGGUCAAGGGGCAGACAGUGAGAGUGGGGAUCCACAAGUCUUCUACUUUGGGGUCUUCGACGGACAUGGAGGGACACAAUGCAGCGGAUACCUGAGUAAGGAGCUACAUGGCGGCAUUGAAGAUGCAGCCAAGCUCUACCGCCUUAAAUCGACACUCAGCAACAGAAGAGCUACGGUAGGUGAAGAGCAAUCGACCACUACAUCCACCGUCGCAGCCACCAACAACAAUCCAUCCCACCCGGACAAACCGAACACCUCCGACCCUUUCGCCAAAAUCACAACUCCAUUGCUUCGCUCCUACAAAGAGAACAUAGGCGGCUACUUCCGCCGCUUCUCCUCCGCUUCCCUCACCACCACCCAGCCCGGGCCCUCAAUAUCCCAAAUUCUCACUCACGCCUUCCUCCAAGUCGACCUGACCUUCCUCCUCCGCCAAAUCCGGCUCGCCUCGCUCGGUACCUCCUCGGACGAACUCCCCAUAAACCACCACGACUCCCUAACCCGCACACUCCCCUCCCACCUCCAACACCAAGACAAGCCGUUCGCAGGAGGCUCCACCGCCUCAGUAGCCCUCAUCUCCACACCAACACCCACCCCAUUCUGGAACCCUGCGACCUCCUCCAAGCUCCUGACCGCCCACUGCGGCGACACACGUAUCCUCCUCUGCCGCUCCUCCGACGGUGCCGCAGUCCCCCUAACCACGACGCACCACCCCAGCACACCGAGCGAAGCCUCCCGCCUCCGCCGCUUCGCCAGCUCCUUCAUGACCGACUCUUUCGGCGAAGAGCGCUUCACAGGCUCACUAGCCAACACACGCGCAUUCGGGGACAUUGGCGCCAAGAAGAUGGGCGUGAGCGCCGAGCCCGAGAUCCGGCUUACUGAGCUCGGCAAAGGGGAGUAUGCGUUCUUGGUGCUGGUGAGCGAUGGUGUCACGGGGAAUUGUAGUGAUCAGGAUAUCGUGGAUAUUGUGAAAGAAGCACGGACGCCGGAGGAGGCGGCGAGGAAGUUGACGGGCUUUGCGGUCGAUAUUGCGGCUGGGGGGGAGGAUGGAGCGGAUAAUUGUACGGCGCUUGUUGUGAGGUUGGGGGGAUGGGAGAGGAGGAAUGAGGGUGGAGGGGGCAGCAUGGGGACGAGAGAGGAGAGGGAGUGGAGGAGACGGGAGGCGGGUGAGGGGGAGGAGGGGAAUGACUUGAUUUGA
Molecule: messenger RNA, 1668 nt
Organism: Bacidia gigantensis
Lineage: Eukaryota; Fungi; Ascomycota; Lecanoromycetes; Lecanorales; Ramalinaceae
Exons: 1
Coding region: 1-1668 (555 amino acids)
Biological process (GO): protein dephosphorylation
Molecular function (GO): cation binding; protein serine/threonine phosphatase activity
Source: RefSeq, a predicted model, not a curated record